AUGGAUAGCAUCAAGUUCGUAAAGCGCUUGACACUCCAGGCAAUUGUGAUGACGAGCAAAGGUUUUAUUCACUAUCCUUCUACUUUUGAUGGUCCAGGAAUACCUUUGCGUCGUGCCCCAAUAAUUUGUCACGGAUCGGACAAAACAUGGGAUUCUAGACUCCAGUACAGAUCUGCUACCGGGAGCCGCGUCAAUGUGGCACUUGAACAUGCGUUGACAAAAAGAAUGGCGAGCAUGGCGGAGGCAGACGUCAAGAUAGCACAAGCCUUAGGCCCGGAGGCCUGCUUCGGCGGCCUCCGGGUUGCCGAAAGCGCAGUAUGCGCCAAGCGCAUGUACCUGGAGAAAAAAUAUGCAAUCCUGAGCAAGGUCGACGCAUUGGUCGAUCGAAUACAAAUCAACGUCAACGUGCAAACAUCCGGCCCCCCACCCAAACAACAGCAGACGAAAGUAGUCGAUGACAACAUCGAGGAGCCUCUGCUAUCUCAAUGUUAUACAAUUUUAGUUUGA
Molecule: messenger RNA, 507 nt
Organism: Cylicocyclus nassatus
Lineage: Eukaryota; Metazoa; Nematoda; Chromadorea; Rhabditida; Strongylidae
Source: the annotation of a GenBank genome assembly